AUGCCGCGUGCAGCCAUCUCGGAGGCUGAAGGGAACAAGGCACUGGAACUGGCAGGCGCCGACAUCAAGUACCUCUUCUCGAGGCAUGAGGUGAGUGUUGACAAUCAGAAGCUCUUCUUUCACCAUGGUGUUACAACAUUGGAGAAGCUGUCAAAUUUUGCAAAAGAUAGGGAUGACCUGGCCACAGUCCUCAAGGAGCAUUGGGAACUGGAUUCAGAUAGGUCACUAGAGGAGCGGGUACAAGUGGCGGCAAUCACAUGUGCCUUCAGCAAUGCAAAGACAAGGAGUCAGAGAGCUGCGGAGGUAGACGCAGAGUACGACACGUCUCAGUGGGCCAGGCCGGUGGUGGCAGGGGAAUGGGCGGCAAUGCGCUCAGCACUGGAGAAGAAGUAUGGCCACCUGGAGGAUAAAAUAUAUCCCUCGAAAGAAUUCGUUGAGAAGAAAUUGGCAGAGGUUGAAAGUGGUGAAUACCGGGCUGAGGAGCUUACAGAAGUAGUAUCAAAAGAAGAAAUAGAGCCUGAUGGGGUCGUGCCCAUUUGGGACUCCAAGGGCCGAUUGGCCAUGCGCAAGGCUUCGACAAAAGUGCCCGAACCGGCGAACGCUGAAGAACUCAGACGCCGCUCGACGAUCUGGAAGAAUGCGAUGGUCAUGAUCUCACUGAAGCAUUCGAAUAGGCAUGAGCUGCAGGGAGCCUGGGAGGAGACGAUUGAGCAGUACAAGGACUACCUUCUGGGGGACUACGUAUAUGGGCUCAGUGCAAAGGAUGCGGAGGGCCAGACCUUUGCUGCGCCACCAUGGAAGUUGAUCAUCGCAUACGAGCGGGCCAUCCGGAAGCAAGCGGUGAAGAUCACCAACACAGAGGGUAAGCCCCUGACAGUGGCACUCAAGACAGCAUGGAAGGAUGCAACAGUGAAGGAGAGGAACUUCACGACACCUUUGGCAUUGUAUGCAAAGAGGCCUACACCGCCAUGGAGAGAACAGACGACCAACAAGUACAACACCCCGGGGGAGAAGUGCAAGAUGGCCAAAUGCAAAUAUCGCCAUGUGUGCGGAAUAUGUUUCAGUGAGAAACACCCCCUCUACGAAUGCAAUGCAAAGAACAGGAAGGAGGCGGCAGCUCCCGACACAGACGGGACAAAGAACUCCGUGGCGUGGUUUCUUCGAAAGCUGGCACAACGAAAGGGUGUUCAGGUGGAGAUCACUGAGUUGGACAUCCAGUCUGAUCGUCGAUCGGAUUUUACAAUCCCUUCUGUACAGAAGAAGGCAGAGCGUUUUCACAAGGCUGAAUUUGGAACAAUUUUAGCUGACUUUUCAUUUGAAGCAUUGAAGCGUCAGUUUGCAUGCAGGCAACGUGUCGGUUUGAUGGAGCAACCGGAGGACCUCGGGAGGGCCAAAUAUGAGAGGGUUCCGGGGCAUCAACCGGCGUCUAUGUGGCAGUUUGCACAGUUUCAACAGUUGUUGCAGAUCCCAGAUGUGAAGACAGUGGUAUUUGCUCAGUCAGAGUUUGGUACACAGUCACCAAAACCUACAAGAUUCCUGAUGCGCAUGUUUGCACCUCUUCAUCCAGCAAUGCAUUCAGGUAUUCCACAGUUUGAUGCUCAGGGCUGGUACGAGGGACCUCUUCCUAGGCAAUCAGGGGGCGCCCCUCUGAUCGGGAAAGCAGGGGGGGUUUUUCGUACAGCAAAGUCAGCAGCAUGGCCUCCAGCACUCUGCAAAUGGACAGCUGAAGCCAUUCUCAUCUCCUUCAUGCAAGAGUGGAACGGGGGGGAUGAGACAAAUACUUCAGCAUUGAAGAAGAGGAAGCUUGAAGUUGGCCAGGGCGACCAAUCGGUGGCGAAGCGACCAAGGAGCGGGCAAGAUGCUGGAGGUGGAGGGGAGAGGAAAGAGUUGGUUGGAAGAGAAUGGAGGGCACUGAGGCAUAGGAUCCUGCUGGCCGCAGUCAGACGUUUGGGGAGUGUUGAGGAGGUCGAGAAGGAAGCUUUCCGGAUGGCGAGAGGUGGAGAUGCAUUCCGACUGGUCCGAGAGGAGGGCUUUUUAGAGGAGAUCAGGCAAAUGCUGGCUGAGUGUCUGGGCAUUCCAAAGCAGGAGCAGCCGGAGGAGGGACAGCCGUUCUUUCUGGACCUCAUGAAAUGCAUCCUGGAGAAGGCAGGGGACCCGGAUUGGGAGUUCUUGGAACAGGCGAAGACCGGCUUGCCUUUGGGUAUUAUCAACGACCUUCCCCGGACACCAGAGAUCUUUGAGGAACAGGUGAAGUGGAGCCUCGACGGAGACGAUUGGGGCAAUGCGGCAUGGCAGAAGGACAACUAUGCCUCGGCAGCGGAGCAUGAGAGGUACCUGACGGAACACCUGGAGCAGGAGGUGGCUGAGGGGCUCAUGCUGAAGAUGGAUGAGGCGGACUUCAUAGAGACCUUCGGGAAGGACAGGGCAGUGGCAGCCCUAGCGGUGCUGGUGGAGGAUGAGUUGACCGGGAAGAAGAGAGUGAUCCAUGAUGGCACACACGGUGUCAUGGUGAACCAUCGGAUCAAGUGCAAGGACAAGGUCCGAAUGCCGGGGCCCAGGGAGAAGCGCGCUCUUCUGGAGGAGUAUGAGGCUGGCCGGGUUGCUGUCCUUUCUCUGGUGGGUGACUUCGCAAAGGCUCACCGGAGGUUCAAGUAUUGUGUGGAGGAGCAAGGAUUCCUGGCUUGCAAGGCUUCCACCAGUUCGAGUACAGUUUAUGUGAACAGAGUUGGCACUUUCGGAGUGGCAUCGACACCCUACUGGUGGGCAAGGUUGAGUGCAGCGUUGAUGAGGCUUGUCUAUUGGGUGUUGGGUGGUUUCUUUCCGAACGACAUGCUGCUCUACGCAGAUGAUCUUGAAGUGCUGACGAUAGGGCGUCGGGGACGCAUCGGUGGUGUGCUGGCCUACUCUGUGAUGGCUUCCCUUGGUGCACCGUUCAAGUGGGCAAAGCAGAGGGGUGGCAUCGUUACAGAAUGGAUUGGGCUUACCACGGAUUACAGUGCCUUCUCCAUGGGCCUUUCCUUGAGGAGAGCGAGCUGGCUUGUUGAUUGGAUCGGCUCCUUGAGGGAGAGAAAAGAGGUCACUUUCCGUGAGUUUUCAGCUGGACUUGGGAGGCUGGGCUUUUCAGCUUUGGCGCUGCCGUGGGAGAAGCCCCUGCUCGGGCCUUUGUACGCCUGGGCCUCAGCGAUCCAAGCCAACAAGGGUGCAAUGACCAUCCCUUGGGCUGUGCAAUUCAUUCUGGACUGGGUGGCACAGAGGCUCAAGACCGGGGGUCACAUGGAGGUAGUCAGAAAGCCUCCAGCAUCGGGUUCCGGCACAGUGAGGAUCUGGACGGACGCGAAAGCAACAGAGCAGGCAGCAUGGGUCGGAGGCUGGCUUGAGGAGUGCGAGGACAGCAUGAAGUGUCGCUGGUUUUCGCUACAGGUGACAGAAGUGAGCGCCCCCUGGCUGCUUUACAGGGGCAAAAACCCCAAGAGAGUGAUUGCAGCAUUGGAGCUUCUGGCGACCCUCAUUGCCCUGAAGUUGUGGUUGAAGAAGGCUGGCGAUACAGCCGAGGUGAGGGCUGAAGCGUUCACCGACAACAAGGGCAAUUCCUUUAUACUCCAGAAAGGCCUUUCCACGAAGUACCCAAUCACCAUUUUGGUGAUUGAGGUGGCAGAGACACUGCGAAGGUGCGACGCCUUUGCUACGCUCACGUGGGUGAGAAGGGAUGAUAACACUUUGGCGGACGCCUUGACGAAUGAGGACUUCAGUUCAUUUGAUCCCCAAAGAAGGGAGGCAGUGACAGAAGAGGUGUUGAAGUGGCAUGUCAUGGACGACCUACUGCAAAGCAGUGAGAAGCUCUUCAACGAGAUCAAGGACCACAAGAUGAAGAAGAACAAAGAGAAGCCGAAGUUGGACCACACCAAGAGGAAGGCCAAGAAAUACUUCAGUCGUUGGAAAUCCUGA
Molecule: messenger RNA, 3945 nt
Organism: Durusdinium trenchii
Lineage: Eukaryota; Dinophyceae; Suessiales; Symbiodiniaceae
Source: the annotation of a GenBank genome assembly